GAAGCAGACUUUUGGCCGCCGUUAGAAGAGGUUGAUGCAGAGGAGGAAUCUUUUUAAACAUUGGGAUAUUGAAGUUUUACUCACGUAUUGAUUGUGAUAUCUGCAUGUUGCAAAGCUGAAGCAAAUCAUCUUCCUGACACUUUCAUGCCAAAGGACGGCCACACUAGACUCCUUGACGAUUCCGUGACAAUUCAAUUCCAGUUCUAUUCCGAGAUAUGGCGAAGGAAGUUACUCCGACCUUCUGAAUCGGCCGAACCUAAUGAAUACUUUAUCUUCCUUCGGAGAACGUUGUUACUCACAUCCUUAUUCAUGUCUUCGCACAUCAUUGCCCUGCUGGGCCCCGGGGCGAUGGGAUCCGCAAUGGCGCUUCGGCUUUUUAGCUCUGGAGCCGGGCCUAUCAUGACGAACCUCGAUGGCAGAUCGGAGGCAGCAGUUAAACGUGCAAAGGCGUCUGGGAUGAUUCAUGCCUCGUAUUCUGAAAUCAUCGCCAAGUGCACGAUCAUAUACAGCGUCGUUCCACCAAAAGAAGCAGGACACGUCGCGGAGCAGAUACUCAACGCGUAUAAAGAGUUGGCGGAGGUGGAUCGCCAGGAUAUCAUUUUUGCCGACUGUAAUGCGGUCAAUCCGGACACGAUCAAGCAAAUGGCACAACUCUUCACUGGGACGAAGAUUAGAUUCCUUGAUGGCGUCAUUAUUGGAUUCCCUCCUUCCGACACCAAUAAUCCGGGAAUAUAUGUUUCUGCACAUUCAGAUGAUUUGUCUGCGUUGGAUGUGUUCACAGGGAUUUCGACGAAGUUUGGAUUGUAUGUUAUCCCUCUCAAGGGUGAGGGCGCGGGUAUUGGUGAUGCCAGCGCUUUGAAAAUGUCACAUGCAGCUAUCGUCAAAGGAACGAUUGGAAUAUGUGCGAUGUCUAUUCUCGCCGCACAAGCAAGCUCGCCGGCUACCGCACGAGGCCUUCUGCAUGCCAUGAGCAUAUCUCAACCCGCCUUUCUUGACAUCAUCGUCCGUCUAAUUCCACAGAUGAUACCCAAGGCCUAUCGUAUGGCGUUUGAGAUGGAGGAGGUCUCGGGUUUCGUGGGCGGUGAAGCGAGCAAAACAUUCGAGGGAAUCGCAAAACUUUUCGAAAGAGUAGCAGAAGCACAUACCACGGAAAAGAGAGGAGAUGACGGCGAUGUGGAUGCCCUUCUCCGGUUUGUAGACCAGUCCAAGAAGACUCUGGGUAGCUUAUAAUACGGCACUGGGUAAAGAGAAGCGGCGAUCCGGUCCGAACUGUGUACAUUUGUUUGACUCGCAAGGCCUCAAGAGAAAAAUCAAAGCAAUUCAUUUCGAUCCUCGGCCACGCCAUGCUCGCCUUGCAAUGGGCAGCCGUCACUCGCGUUUUACCUCUAGCUAGAUCCCGACUCGCUCGCCCUGCGUCUACCUCUGCAUUUGAUACCGCCAUUCACAAUUUUGGCGCCGAUCUCAGACAGAGACAACCGACUUUCUCUAUCCCUACCAAUGGAAUACAAAUACUCUCGCAACCGAGCGAGUUUUACGCGUUGAUUCUGGAUAUGAUUCAACGCGCUCAAAAUCGAAUAUUUCUAUCCUCACUCUAUAUAGGCUCUGGUCAAACA
Messenger RNA from Desarmillaria tabescens, 1613 nucleotides. Its product is annotated as 6-phosphogluconate dehydrogenase C-terminal domain-like protein. Bases 145 to 1230 code for a protein of 361 amino acids. Gene Ontology annotation, molecular function: oxidoreductase activity, acting on the CH-OH group of donors, NAD or NADP as acceptor; NADP binding. The transcript is spliced from 4 exons. NCBI's taxonomy places the organism in Eukaryota, Fungi, Basidiomycota, Agaricomycetes, Agaricales, Physalacriaceae. The record is from RefSeq and is a predicted model, not a curated record.